This is a messenger RNA of Parascedosporium putredinis, 3258 nucleotides long. The record is from the annotation of a GenBank genome assembly. Lineage: Eukaryota; Fungi; Ascomycota; Sordariomycetes; Microascales; Microascaceae.
AUGGCGGAUGUCAGCGCCCAGAAUGGUGCUCUCGCAAACCACGAUAGAAACCCUCAUCUAAACGGCGCGGAGGGCGUUGGUCCAAAGGUCGCAGGUAGCACUCCGAAUGGCGCUUCCAAGCAGGUGGACGGCGCGGUAGAGUCUGUCAAGCAGGCAUUAGACUCGCGCCGGAGGAUGAACGAUCUGCCCGAUGAGAUUGUUCAUAUUGCAGACGGCUACAUACCCUUAUCCCUCCUACUUUCGCGGCUGGCACAACAAACCCACAACGUUCUACAGGAGAAAGUUCAGCAACUAGCGCGCAUGCCUCUUCCUCCUCCGCCCGCAGCUGUGAAUGGGAACCAGUCGGGGUUAUCCAAGGACGAAUUUGAUAAUUCUCACGAGAGUCUCAGCAAGAAAGUCAACCUUCUCUCAUUUAUCCAAACUAUUCACGGGAAAUGGGUCAAGGCCUUGGUCAUCGCAAACUGGAGCAGGGAGAGCGAGCUCGUGACGAAGCUGAUUGACUUGAAGAGUCAUCUGAACGACCAACUGAUGCAGUUUGACACGCGACUAGACCAGGUUGUUGAACUCAAACGCAGCCUCAUAUUUGCUCGUGUCCCAAGCCCAGAUCUAAAAACGGCGCUCCAGGUCCUCUCCUGUGGCAAUGGCGAUUGGAUGCCCGAUCUCGGAUACAUCGAACCGCCCCCACUAAAGCGGGAAGACCAUGUGAAGUGGCUCGAGGAUCUCGAUACUUGCCUUUCGAUGCGACUGAACCUCCACGACUAUGACAAAAUCCCCGCCAUCAAGGGCGAGUUCGAAGUCGACCUUACGGUAGCCGACGAAGACCCUGAGAAGCAGUUCUGGUUCAUCGAUUUUCGGUUCGGUUUUGCGCCCGCCGCGCGAGAACUCGCGGCACAUUUUAAGCCCUUAUUGGAAAGCCAUGUAAACAACGCUUUAGCCAAGGAUAAUCUUAGCGGAUGCUACCAACUCUUGCAUGAGUUCGUGUUGAGCCACAAGGUUGGCGAACUCAGGCGCCAAGCCUACGAGCUUGCCCGUACCUCGUGGACGAGGACUCUGGCGAUAGAACCGCUGGAUCGCUCGUUCUCCAUCCAGUACUGGCUCCUGCGACAGAAUCAAAAUACGUCCUCGGUCCCCGCGUACUCGAGGUACGCCGUGCCUCAGCUCCCCACGGUUCCUAAGAGCUGGAUCAUUGUAUCCGUGGUGAGCGCGCGGAAGCCCGACGGCAGCCCAGAUGCAAAGUCAUCUAGCCGCCUGGCCGUGAAAUGGUUCCGUGAUGGGAAGGAGGUCAAGGAUGCUAAUAUCGAGUUCGACCACAAUGACCUGUCGACCGAGAAGCUCCUAAAGGUAGUCAUUGCGAAACACGUCGAGCAUAUCCUGCGAUCGAUCCACAAGAAGUUGCAGCCAGCGCCACGGUUUGCCAGCCAGGAAGCCGCUAUGACGCUACAUAUCUCGGCGACGGAACCGGGCGAGUCCUUCCUGACGAUGCAGCUUAGUGCUACGGAAGCGGUCACACUCAGAGUCGAACCGGCCAGUGGCAAAUUUAACCUCCACCCGACCUCGAAAGCUGCAUUCCAAGCUGAAGGAAGACUCAACGCGGGCGGCAAGGAUCCAGCGGAGGACGGUGCUACGUAUCUCGAGUAUUUGAGGUGCAUUCACCUCAGCGAAGAGAUUUCUCGCAAGGGCCGACCGCAAGGAUGGGUAUCUGUCAAGAGUCCUCUGAGCCAUGAAGACGUUAAAACCGUGUUCAGGCCGCAAGAGCCUUUCCAGAUAUCAUGCUUCCAACGUCUAGGUAUUGACUCGAAGUGGUACGUCCUGCUGGUGAUGAGCCUGCACGGGGACGAGUGGUGGGUUUUCAGGUCCAACCGCUCGCUCGAUCAGGUUCUAUUCAAAGCUGCGGCUCCAGCCCAAAGAACCAGGACUUGGAAUCACCUUUGGAACAACCUAACCACCUUUGUCGCGGCGGUGAUCGCACACGCAACCGACCUUGCCGAGUUGCACCGUCGUAGGUUCCGGUACGAGAACCGCGGCAAUAAGAACUUCUCUCUUCCUAACGAGGAGCAAAGCGACCACUCCCUUCUCCCCGAAGAGAAGCAUCAGCCGCUACCGCAAUCCAACACGGAUUCUCUCAAAGACGGAUCGUUGCCGGCGGCCAGCCAUAUGAAUGAGGCGUUUGAGACGCGACGAGUUGAGUCGCCGCGCAGGCCGACCGGCGCUCGUAAGCCGUGGGCUGCGGACUUUGUCGAGAUUCGGUACUCGGGGGUUCAGUCGAUUCCCGGCGGUAACCCGACAAGUGCGCGCCAGCUGACGUGCGGCCAGGAUGCCGUCGUUCGUGUGCUGGAUAAGAAGAAGUUUGCGCUUCUCACCGGGAAGCUUGGCCACGACGUAUUUUAUAAUGCACGCCGAGGCGAAUUUUGUGUCCGCCUUCGCACGAGCGUAGGAGCCUCGGUCGUGCGGACACUCAAGACGAGGCUGCAGGCGAUUGACAGGGUGGUUGACUCACUCGACGCCAUGAGGGUCGCCAAGGGCGCCAUCAAAUGCGAGCAGGUGACGUUAGAGAAGGUGGUCUUCACGUACACCGAUACUGGGGCAGCAGAAGGAGCCAAGCGAUGGCGCGUCUCGCUCGACCUCUCCAAGGAUAGCAUUGUCCUUGGCCUAGAAAACGGCAACCCACAUCUCCGUGUGCUCGACCACCUUACUUCGCUUGUGAAUGCGCCGAGGGGCAUUUCGAACUUGAUUCUGGUGCUGCCCAUGUCCCUCACGAUUCUUACCGUCUUGGACAAGAUCCAGAAUGCCUGGAAGGAUAUUGCUAAGAACGACAAGGGUGCUCUCGUGAUCACAGCCAAAUCGCUUGACUGGAUCACGCUUUGCUACGAACUACCCGAGACGCCAAAUAGGCCUCGUAGUGUCCGAAUAGACGUCCGGGCACGCACCCGCAACGGCAAACUAUGGUGGUUCGUUAACCGCGCAGAUCAAGAAGAUCACGACUAUUUCGCGCAGAAGCUCAGGAAGGUGUGGGAAGCUAGAAACGUCCCCUGGCGGUCCCUUUCCUCCGGCGCGGCGACGCAAAUUGACGACCGGUCUCUCAACCUCUUGCUGGGGUUGGAUCAAACCGUGCGCGAGGCAGUUAUUGGAUCGCCUGCCGGCGGGAGCGGUGGUGCCCAGACCACGGCAGGUAAAGCCAACGUGCUGACGGGGAGCUCCUCUACGGCCAGCGCGACGGCCGCAGUUGGGAGCCGAGCGAAACCCGUGACGCUUGACUAA